CAAGAGGAAAGGUGGUGUUUUGUGCUCUGUGUUAUCGAGAUUUUUUUUCUGUUGAGUCAUUUAGAAGCUGAAAUGAGACUGAUCAACAUCCGUGCCAUUGCCAUUCUACUGAUGCCAUUGGCAAUCAUGGCAUCUGUCCAUAGAUAUCCAGAUCGAAGUAAAAUAAGAUCUCAACUUUUAGGAAACAUUUCCUGUGACUUCUAUGGUGCACAUUGCUCCAAAAGAACACUGUGUCACACUGGCAGGGAACAUCGACUUUGCACGGGAUGCUAUGUUGGUUCCGUUUACAUUGAUGUGUCUCAUUUUUGUAAUGGAAAGGGCACGCUUUACGAUCCAGACUACAAGGAAUGCGUGUCUGAGGCAUACGCCAUACGAAGCUGCCCACCUGUCUCCGACCCAGUGCGUGAUCCGGGGCAGCUCAAAUACAUCCAGUGUUCAGAUGCCGUUACGCGUCCGAGACAAGACUGGAUAGUGGAUCGAUACUGCACAGAGUAUAACAUUUGUACCCCAGGCAACUUGUACCAGACUAGGAAGCAGUUGUGUACAAACUACUACCAGUGUUGGAAGACAGAGGACGGGUCGUGGUAUACACAGCUGAGGAACUGCAUUGACACUGAUAAGCUGUAUAAUUAUGAGACAGAUCGCUGUGAAUAUAAACCUGGAACUGGAGAACUGUGUCGCUGAAUGUGAGUUUUGGUAACUGCACACUCACACAAACAAACACACACAUAAACACACAUAAACACACACAAACACACACACACACACACACACACACACACACACACACACACACACACACACACACACACACACACACACACACACACACAGUUUGAUUAUAUUCUUGUUGUUUGAUCUUGAGUUAUUUAUCAAAGAAUGCUAUUUAUUAAUAUACUACUUGUAUUGUUAGUGCUGAGGUUUGUCAAUAUUAAUACACAAUAAUACCAUAUUUAUUAAGCGGUUAGAAUUAAGUAAAAGUACUGUACUGUAAGUGUUACUAAUGUAUUUGUUUUUGAUGUUAUAAAAUUUAUGAACA
Messenger RNA from Penaeus monodon (black tiger shrimp), 1039 nucleotides. RefSeq lists its product as uncharacterized. The record is from RefSeq and is a predicted model, not a curated record. The coding region runs from base 73 to 684 and encodes 203 amino acids. Lineage: Eukaryota; Metazoa; Arthropoda; Malacostraca; Decapoda; Penaeidae. The transcript is spliced from 6 exons.